CUGGUUUUCAAUUGUUAAGACAAAUGUUUUCAAGGGCACAAUAUUAAAACAUCACAGACGGCCACGAUGGCAAUUAUUGAAGCAGAUUAUACCUCCCUGGGGGCGGACUCAGACACUUUCAAGGUCCCCGUGGCUGUCGUUCCCGCUCAACCCAAUUCCGAAGAGCGCACGACAUAUCUCGCCUGCUUACGCGCUUCUCUAAGCUCCAUGCAAGACUCGAUCAACGUUUUUUUAACGCGGAAAAUGGAGGAGGAGAACCGGAUUGCUGGAACUGAUGCUACACAAGAUGCCAAAGAGGAAGAACAAUACGGCGAAGAGACUGUUGAGGAGAGCUAGACGCGAUUGCCUAGGGACAAAAUGCUCUUUGACCUCCAUUCUCCAAUCCUGUACUCUUGUCACUGCAGUUCCAAGAUUCCCAGAGGACAUCAAUGUUGGAGACGCCUGUCAGAGAGUACAAAGGUGGACGCAUCACCAGCGGCCAGAGUAAAUUGCUGGCUUGGUUCCAGUUGGGCGACUUUGCUCCAUGUCGAUACAAAGGCAGCACACUUUUCACCCAAACCUAAUUGACCAUUGCUGUUAACUCCGAUCGCAUAAAUUUGGCCUUGGUCCGUCGCUAUCACUAUAUGACCGUUGCCAAUCGCAAAAUCUGUUAUAUCGUCAAAUCGAUCGUCGUCUAGCAGUCUCACGUCCCCGUCAUUCGCGUCCAGCAGUUCGUGCAGUCCAAAUUGUGUUCCAGGCCUGUCACAACCCCAGAUAUACAAGGCCUUUUCUUUGCUCAAGGCACCAAACAUCCAUCCUCGGCCG
Verruconis gallopava is the source of this 804-nucleotide messenger RNA. RefSeq lists its product as uncharacterized. The record is from RefSeq and is a predicted model, not a curated record. Lineage: Eukaryota; Fungi; Ascomycota; Dothideomycetes; Venturiales; Sympoventuriaceae. Bases 67 to 336 code for a protein of 89 amino acids. The transcript has a single exon.